CUGAUUUUCUUACUCUAUAUAGUGUUUUAUAUCAUGUUUAUAUUUCACUUUUAUGUCAUAAAUAACUUAUAAAAUAUGUAGUAUAUAAUUUAUUUAAAUAAAGAAUGUAUUAUUAAAAGUGAUAUGAAUAAAAAAUAAUUAGCUGAAUUAUGUUGCUAACGAGAUUAGGUGCUGUUCCGACUGCAUGAAAGCGUUGAUGAUUAGUUUUACGCAAGAUAGGCUUCGUAUAAGUGCGUAAUACUAUGUCUAAGUCAUAAUAGGCCUAACAGUAACACAAUACUGGGUUGUUUUUGUAUGCAACUUGCAAGUAUUAUUUCAAGCCAGUAUCUACAGUUAAAAUAACUUUGCCAGUUCGAAAGUAGGCAGUAAUUUUGGUAAUAACGAUAUAGGACUGAAGCUGAUAUUAACCCCGGGUUGUGUGCCUUUAUACUUAUAGCUUAUAAAGUUAUAUCGUUAAAUUAUGAUAUUUACAAAGUAACGUUUGAACUUCAAUUCAAUUCGUUUGGGCUGUUUAUGAAUCUGACUCAAGGCUGGCUGAGUUGGACACAAGCGUUCGUAGAGGCAAAGUUUCCGCGAAUAUUUCUAAUCUAACUCUUAAUAUCGUUGUUAUCUUAGUUAUAACUUGUAUUGCUUGCCUUAAAAUUAAAUUAAUGCUUACUUAUGUUAAUAUUAUUACUAUUAGUACUACUGCAUACUGAAGCUUUAUUGUAAACAAUGUAAUGAAGUAACAACUUUUAGUUUUAAUAAAUACUAGUUCAUUUGUGACAAGUUACCAUAUUUGUCAGUGUUACUGUUAACACUAAUGGUAAUAAUAGUUAAGUGUUACACAGUAAAACUAAACCUUAUGAUAACUAAGCAAAAGUACCCAUCCCAAAUGAUGGGAAAAGUGUAAGCUAAUCUAUCAAUUUAAAUUAUUUCAUGGACUUUAACAAGAUUAAUUGUGUUACACUCUUGGUUUCACUCAGAGCCAAAGCUCUGAGCUACUUAUACCAACCAACACGAAAAGUAAUUGUUGAGCAUUUCAGUCAUGCUAUGAGCCACUCAACAAUAUCAUAUGGAAAAUUUCCUGAGAUGCUCCAUUACUGAAGAGGUGGUUUCAUGUAACCCUUUAAUAGUGACUUUCACAUGGUAAACUUCAGAUGCUAAAGAAUGGGAAGGAGAAAACAUUAAAACUUCAGCAGAAUAACAAGACAUGGCUCAUCACCAAAAUUUCAUGUAUCCACAUGUGACACAACAUGAACAACGAGUUGGUAAUGCCAGACAACACCGAGUUAGUGGCAUUCAACAACUUUGGAAGUCAUAUUUAUUUCAACUUCAGAGUCAGGCACCUACUCCAAAAAGAAUAGUGUGUACCCGAGAAGUUCUUUAUAGACCUCUUCAUUAUGGAAGAGAAUUUCAUGGAAGAAUUUCAAGGGAAGAAGCAGACUUUUUACUUCAGGAAGGGAAUGGCUGUUACCUUGUACGAGAAAGCCAAAGAGCACACGGCCAGUAUACAUUAGGUCUUAGGUUUGAAGGAGUGACAAAAAACUAUCGGCUGUAUUAUGAUGGCCAGCACUAUGUGGGUGAUAAAAAAUUUGACACCGUUCAGGACCUUGUUGCUGAUGGUUUGAUUACUUUGUACCUAGAAGCCCAUGCAGGAGAGUAUAUUGCAAAGAUGUGUGUUCAGUCCAGGUAUGAACAGAGUCCCUAUGUAACAUUGAACUCAUACAAAAGGAAGCUUCGGAAUAUUAAGAGUGAAAAGCGACGAUGUAUUUCACGUCAGGGAAGCAAAAGUAAUAGCCUAAAAUCAGCAAGUGGUUCUGAAGAUGGAGUUGUUAGUCAAGUGUCUUCUAUGGAUGGUUCCAUCACUGGUGAUCUUAAUGUUCAUCAUUUUGAAAAGCCCCAUAACUUUAAGACCCACAACUUUAAAGGUUUUCCUUGGUGUGAUUUGUGUGGAAAUUUCAUGUGGGGGAUUAUUGCACAAGGUUUGAAGUGUGAAGAUUGUGGAUUCAGUGCCCACCGAAAAUGUUCAGAAAAUAUUCCCAAUGAUUGUCUCCCAGAUUUGAAAUAUGUGAAAAGAGUGUUUGGCAUGGAUCUCACAACUUUAGUCAAGGCCCACAAUACACCAAGACCCUUUGUAGUUGAUUUGUGCAUAAAAGAAAUAGAAAACAGAGGGAUGUAG
Molecule: messenger RNA, 2161 nt
Organism: Limulus polyphemus (Atlantic horseshoe crab)
Lineage: Eukaryota; Metazoa; Arthropoda; Merostomata; Xiphosura; Limulidae
Product: N-chimaerin-like
Exons: 12
Coding region: 1193-2161 (322 amino acids)
Biological process (GO): signal transduction; regulation of GTPase activity
Molecular function (GO): GTPase activator activity
Source: RefSeq, a predicted model, not a curated record